Messenger RNA from Kogia breviceps (pygmy sperm whale), 1090 nucleotides. It is a transcript of the gene MXD4, whose product is annotated as MAX dimerization protein 4. The record is from RefSeq and is a predicted model, not a curated record. Gene Ontology annotation, molecular function: DNA-binding transcription factor activity, RNA polymerase II-specific; RNA polymerase II cis-regulatory region sequence-specific DNA binding; protein dimerization activity. Lineage: Eukaryota; Metazoa; Chordata; Mammalia; Artiodactyla; Physeteridae. Gene Ontology annotation, biological process: regulation of transcription by RNA polymerase II.
GCGGCCGAACGCACAGCGAGUCCGCGGGAGUCGGGGAAGUGGGGCCGCCGGGCGCGCGGGGCGGGCGGCGAGCGGAGCCGGCCGGAGCGGGCCGGGCAGCAGCCGCCGCCGUCCCGGAGCGCGCGCGUGCGCGCGGUCGGGCUGGUGGGCGGGAGGAUGGAGCUGAACUCCCUGCUGAUCCUGCUGGAGGCGGCCGAGUACCUGGAGCGCAGGGACCGAGAGGCCGAGCACGGCUACGCCUCGGUGCUGCCCUUCGACGGCGACUUCGCCAGGAAGAAAACAAAGGCGGCCGGCCUGGUGCGCAAGGCCCCGAACAACAGGUCUUCACACAACGAACUAGAAAAGCACAGACGAGCCAAACUCCGGCUCUACCUGGAGCAGCUCAAGCAGCUGGUGCCCCUGGGCCCGGACAGCACCCGCCACACCACGCUGAGCCUCCUGAAGCGCGCCAAGAUGCACAUCAAGAAACUGGAGGAGCAGGACCGCCGGGCGCUGAGCAUCAAGGAGCAGCUGCAGCGGGAGCACGGCUUCCUGAAGCGGCGCCUGGAGCAGCUGUCGGCGCAGAGCCUGGAGCGCGUGCGCACGGACAGUACAGGCUCCGCUGUCUCCACCGAUGACUCGGAGCAAGAAGUGGACGUGGAGGGCACGGAGUUUGGCACCGGCGAGCUGGACAGUGUUGGCAGCGGCAGUGACGUGGACGACCACUACAGCCUGCGUGGCGGCUGCAGCCACGGCAGCUACGGGCCCCCCUGCAGGCGGCCUGGCCGCCCCGGCCUCUCGUAGGCUCUGCCCUGGGCUCCUCGGCCCGCCCGCCCGCCCAGCCGAGCGUGUCAACCCUCUGGUCCUUGAAGUCUCUCCACGGGCCCACCGCUGUGCCAUUCUGGAAGCUCCGCCCGCCGCCUGGGCUGCCCGCCUCCGCCCGCCUGCCGGUCAGGGCCUGCCGCGCCGCCCGCUCCUCCCACCCGGGCAGGGACCCCUACGGGGAGGCGGGGCCCAGCUCCCACGUCCCGGAGCCCAGCAUAGCCGCCCACGGUCUGUUCUCAGAUUCCUAAUCAUUCCAGAAGUAUUAAAUAUCAUUGCUGCAAACCUC